AUGCAAAAACUAUUCUUUUUCUGGUUACUUCUGGGUGCUUUCGUUGAGGCGAAAAGGGGCACACGCAUCAACAUUUUCUCGCAGAAAAAUGGUGACGGUGACAUUACACAAUUGCACGCGGCGGCUCAUGAAAAGAAUGGGAAUCGUGUGAUGAUGAAUGCUUUGCCGAGAAGUUCCCCGGAUCGUUGGGUGUAUCAAAAGGGAAAUGAUGGCUCUUUCGUCAUUCCGUAUAAGAUUACCGGACAAUUUGAUCUCGAAGAGAACUCGAUAAUCAUGGAUGCGAUGCGGAGAAUUACCGCCAACACUUGUAUUCGCUUCCAGAAAUGGAAUGGAGAGAGUGAUUACGUUGAGGUGCAGAAUAGGCAAAAUGAGGGCUGUUAUACUAUUGUCGGCCGGCAGCCCGGUCGAAAUGUGGUGAUGCUUGAGGCGAACGAUCGAGCGACGUGUGUGGAACCGGAUAUUGUGAUUCACGAGCUUUUCCACACAAUCGGCCUCUGGCACGAGCACAUGCGAAACGAUCGGGAUCAGUACAUCCGCGUCAACUUCGACAAUAUCCCAUCUUAUUAUCAAUCUCAAUUCGAGAAAGUGACCCCCGAUGAGGCGACAACAUACGAUAUACCAUAUGAUUAUCGUUCGGUGAUGCACUACGCUGAGGAUGCGUUCGCGAAACCCGGCCGAAUCAGCAUGCAAACAGUGAACCCAAGCUAUCAGAGAAUUAUUGGAAAAGCCGUCGACGCAGCGCAAAGCGACUAUGCAAAAGUGUGCAUAAUGUAUGGCUGUAAUAUGUGUAUGGGAAAAACCUACGAUCAACAAUCUUUAGUGAACUCACUAAAGCAAAACCCGAACAACGGAGUGAAUCCGAAUGAGCCGAUCAACCCGCCGGCUCCAUCACUUCCACCAAAUAUUGUGCCUCAAAUUCUUGUUGCUGGCAAUGAGAAUGAAACGAAGAAUGGAAAUGGAUCGGAAUCCUCCUCCUGUUACGAUCUAUUCUCUCCAAUUUGCGGAAUGAUUUCCGAAGGGAAUUUCCUUUUCUCAUGCUCGUCCGGGUUCACGGCAAGGAUCUGUUGUCGAACGUGUCAGCAACAAAAAGAAAAAGAGAAUAUUCAACCAUCACCCACUCAAUCGUCUGGUUUCUUUGGAUUAUUUGGACGAAAA
Mesorhabditis belari is the source of this 1155-nucleotide messenger RNA. The record is from the annotation of a GenBank genome assembly. NCBI's taxonomy places the organism in Eukaryota, Metazoa, Nematoda, Chromadorea, Rhabditida, Rhabditidae.